Molecule: messenger RNA, 2904 nt
Organism: Patella vulgata (common limpet)
Lineage: Eukaryota; Metazoa; Mollusca; Gastropoda; Patellidae
Product: E3 ubiquitin-protein ligase TRIM56-like
Exons: 1
Coding region: 360-1838 (492 amino acids)
Molecular function (GO): zinc ion binding; protein binding
Source: RefSeq, a predicted model, not a curated record
UGGAAGUAGGCGUUUCUACGAAUAUGUAUCAACAAAGUUUAGCUCUGUGUAUAAAGAUAUUUCGCACACAUAGUAAUAGUUCUAAGAAUAUAAGCGUCCAGUUUAACAGGUAAUGUUCUCUGCUUCAUAAGUAACUAUUAGCAGCAAGGACUAUUAGGUAUCGCGUUUAGGUGUUUUUCAGGGUAUAUUUGUAAGAGGUGGCUAUAAAUAUACUUAGCCAGAUAAGAUAAAUGUUUCCGUGAUUAGAGAAGAUUUUAACUGUGUAAGUUUGACGUUACAGUAUUCAUGUGAUUGAUGAUUUUAACUCUAUGACAUUUAUGUGUCGCUUGACAUUGUAAGUCGUAAUUCUUACAAUAAAGAUGGCUACUGUCGACCCAGACAAAUCAGUAUGCAGUAUUUGUUUAAACGACUUUAAACAACCUAAAAUAAUCGAUUGUGAUCAUACAUUCUGCUUUACUUGUCUAGAAGAUUAUACCAACAAAGUCUCCAGUAACAAUCGGUUCCCCUGCCCCCUGUGCCGCCAUGAUGUUCACAUUCCUGAAGGUGGCUUAGGCGAAUUUAAGUCUAAUUUAGAUAUUGAUAUCGAACAAGAGUUGGUGAGUGAUAUUUGUACGGAAGAAAUUCCGCCAUGCGAUGUUUGUAAAACUGGCGUUAAUUCCGAGUUCAAGUGUGAGGAUUGUGAACAAUAUUUGUGUAGUUCUUGUAGAAAAAUGCAUGAUGCGCUUAGAAUAUGUCACAAUCACGUACUAGUUCCCGUCGCAGAAACCUUGGAGAUACACCGGGAAAGAAAUCGUAAAACUAUCCCUGCUCCUAGAGAUGUUUGUCCCGAUCACCGAAAUAAAGACGUACGAUGUUAUUGUAAAGAUUGUUCAACAGCUGUUUGUUCUGACUGUUUUGUCACAAACCACAGUUCGCACGAAUUUGUUGAUCUUCUUGCGAAAGACAUUGACAUUCAAACCAGAGAUGAGCUUAAAAGUUUACAAGCCGAUAUAGAAACUCAAAUUGGUCAAUUUGAACGUUUUUGCGAAACGCUGACCAAAGUUAAAACAGAUAUCGACAACUCGGCGAAAACGUCAUGUGAAGCUGUCGACAAACAAGUGGAGCGAAUCUGUUCCGACGCAAAAGAAGUUGGCGAGGAGAUAAAAGUCAAGAUUCAGAAGUCACGUGAUGAGGAGAUAGAUAGAACGGACAAACUUAUGGGAGAGAUGGAAGUAUUAAUUGAAGAUUUAAAAGCCAGUGUUAAAUGUACCGUAGAUGUUAUAGAAGAUAAAUCUAUUGUCCAGGUUUUAAACAAAAUACCACAAGUUAAACUAGAAAAAGAAGACAGUGGUUUACGAACGUUAGAUAUUCCCGAUGUAAAAUACGCGUGGUUUGAACAAUCUGUGAUUGAUAAAACCCUUUUAAGGAAACAACUCGGAACUUUAGAGAAUCGAAUCGGACCGACGUUUAUAACACGUUUUAACUUUGACGAUGUUAAUCUACAAAACGGGGAGAAUUUAUAUAGUGAAUAUCAUUAUAUUCAAGGCCUACCAUGGUCUAUUCCUGUCAGGAAGCAUGAUGAUGGCGGAUCAUAUCUGUCUAUAUUUCUGAUACUGAACAAACUCGCGGAAUCAAAGGUAGAUCAGUGUAAUGCCAAAUGCGUCAUAUCGCUUUUAAAUAUGGCUGAUAAAAGUCUAUGCAACGAAAGGACAGACAGUAAGGUCCACCAGUUUAUGAAUUUUAACGAUGGCCUUGGUUGGAGUAAGUUUAUUUGCUGGUCAGAAAUCUCGAUUCAAAGCAGAGGCUUUAUCGACAGAAACAACAAUUUUUUUGUCAGUUCAACCGUUCAAAUUGUUUAGAAAAUUAUUGUUUAAAUUUCUUUAUUUAUAACCCCUAUAUGUAUAAAUCGUGUACACAGCACAAAAAUGACAUGUCCAGCUCUACUUCGUCAGGGUAGCAAAUAAGGAAAGUCUACCUUGUCGUUCGUAUGAGAUUUAGAUUUACUCGAGGUCAUUCCGUGAACGUAAAGGCACCAUUAGGAGUUGGAAAUCGACGAGGGGUAUAGGUUCAAACGGCGCUUUCCAAGCAAAAUACCCUCCCGGGCAUUGAACACAUAUACAUCGAAGUUAAUAUUAUUAUGUUCACCUCAGAAUUAUUAGUGACGAGAUUAGCUUUUAAGUGGUAUCAAAUCCUCAAGUCCUUAAGCUUACUGCAUGGAUCGUGACGUAGAAGUAGAACUUGGUGUUAUUUCUUGUAUAAUUAGGCGUCUAGGGGAGUCUAAUGGAAUGGGGCUUAUCAAGACAAGAAAUUAUGAUAUACGCCCUACAACAUAUCUUGCUGUGUUAUAAUAAUAUUACACAAUUUCGUAGAUGUGACAAUCCGUAAAAUCCAGAAUGAAACGGACCUUGUAUAGGUCAUUCAAAGUCAUAUAAAUCCGUGUGUGUCUUUCCAGGAUAAAAGAAAUAUCUCAGACAUGUAUGUAUUCGUUGACAGCGUUGGGAUUUCACACAUCCUUUCCUGUAAGUAACAAGUUAAUAAAGCAUAUUAGACAUGAAUCGCAAAUAUCUUCAAUUUAUCAAACCCAUCUAUAAGCAGUAAACAAUUUGGUCCAAUGUUACGGCACGACAUUCUACGAGUCAGGUGAUCUCAAUAAAACGUCUUCAAAAUCUAUGGAAGUUUAUUGCAGCCAUUUCAUAAUCUCGGGGUCGAGCAGUCGAGGGCGAGGUAGCGAGAGUGGUAGACCGCAAGGAUCUCACCCCGAGAACACGAGAUUCCUUUAGAAGGCUUAUUGGUACCAACAUUCGGCAUGAUUUUAGCGAUAACCGAUUAAUAUUCAUGGAUGAUUGAUAUACAUAUUUAGACGUACCCUUUCAAACAGUUCAGUCGCACAAAUUAUUAAUGUAUAUAUUUUGCUUGAAAGAAAGU